AUGUCUACCGAAACUUCGAACCGAACGCUGUACUUCCUGGAAAACUCGCGCGCAUUCCGCGUAGCCUGGCUGCUGGAAGAGCUCGAGCUGCCGUAUACGCUCAAGCACUAUGCUCGCAUCGAGGGCAAGCGGGCUGUUCCAGAGCUCAAGUCGGAAUCCAACAACCCACUUGGCAAGUCUCCCUACCUCGUGGACGGUGAUGUGUCGCUCGGCGAGUCAGCGGCGUUGGUCAAGUACCUCAUUGAGCGCUACGGCCCGCAACGGGGGCGCACCGACCUGCUUGGCGCCGAGGGGAACUGGCAGGAACGAGGCGACAUCGAAGCAUGGAUCUCAUUCAGCGAAGGUAUGAUGGUUCACACCCUCGCGGCUAUCUACCCCCGCUGGUUUGCCGAUGAUGCGACAGCGAAGAACAUCGAGACCAAGAUGAGCGGCAAUAUUCAGAACAACCUCAACUUGCUCGAGUCCGCACUGGCGAAGCAGGGCGCAGGAGGAUAUCUGGUCGGAGGAAGACUCACCGCCGCAGAUGUCAUGUGCGCCUUCUCGGCGGAGUACACCUUCUGGAUGGACACCGGGAUCACGAACGAGGGCAAGAAGAAGGAGGACUGGCCCAACACAGUGGCCUGGCUCAAGGGGCUCGCCAAGCUGCCCAGCUACCAGAAGGCGCUGCAGAAGGGCGCUACGCACAAGUUUGCCCUCAUCGAAUGA
Messenger RNA from Kalmanozyma brasiliensis GHG001, 705 nucleotides. RefSeq names its product Glutathione S-transferase, C-terminal. The transcript has a single exon. Lineage: Eukaryota; Fungi; Basidiomycota; Ustilaginomycetes; Ustilaginales. The record is from RefSeq and is a predicted model, not a curated record. The coding region runs from base 1 to 705 and encodes 234 amino acids.